GCGCCCCCCCGGCCCCUGGAGCCGGCCCCAGGGCUGCCGCUCUGACACCAGUUCCUGUGGGGCGGAGCUGGCCGCCCUGCUGCCGGCUGGCGCGUCCCCCAGUCCCUUGCGCUCGCAGGGAGCAGCCCGUCGGCGCAGCAUGGAGGGCGGCGGCCUGCCCAGCCCGCAGGACUCCCCCUUCGGCUGCCCCAUCUGCCUGGACACCCUGAAGGACCCGGUCACCAUCCCCUGCGGCCACAACUUCUGCCUGGGCUGCCUGGGGGCGCACAGGCACCGCCCGGGGCUCGGGGCGGGCGGCGCCCCCCGCUGCCCGCUGUGCCAGGAGCCCUUCCCGGCCGACCUCCAGCUCCGCAAGAACCACACGCUGUGCGAGCUGCUCCAGCUGCGCCCGCCGCCGCCCGGCGCCCGCCGCCCCGUGGCCCCGCCGGCGCCCCCGGGGCAGGAGGCCCCCGGCCCGUCGGAGCCCUGCGGCGCCCCCCAGCGGCAGGAGCCGGAGGAGGAGCGGGUGCUGUGCGAUGUCUGCCCCGAGGGCGGGCGGGCCACGGCGGCCCAGUCCUGCCUGGUGUGCCUGGCCUCCUUCUGCCCGCCCCACCUACAGCCCCACCUGCGGAGCCCGGCCUUCCAGGGCCACCGCCUGGUGCCCCCGCUGCGCCGCAUCGAGGAGAGCCUGUGCAAGCUGCACCUCCGGCCGCUGGAGAGCUUCUGCCGCACGGACCAGGCUUGCAUCUGCCAGCUGUGCCAGGGCCAGGAGCACCGGAGCCACGAGGUGGUGGCGGUGGAGGUGGAGCGAGAGCACAAGGAGGCCCAGCGACCCAAAAUCCUGAGCUGCGUGGAGAACCAGCUGGACGAGCUGGGAGUCACUGUCGCGCAGACCAGAAAGACCGUGGAGCUCAUCAAAAGCGCCGCCCUGAAGGAGAAGGAAAAAGUCAGCAGGCUCUUCGAUGAAGCAUCCAGAGCUCUGGUGACCUUCCAGAAAGAGGUGACUGGCUUCAUCGAGGAUGGUGAGCGAUCCAUGCUGAUUGAGGCUGAAGAGGAUCUCCGGCAGAAGGAGGAGAGGCGUGCCAAGCUGGCUCAGUGCAGGCAGAACCUGGAGAGGGUUCCGAGCACGGAUACCAUUUACUUCCUACAGGAGUUCCAGGCGUUAAAAAUAGCAGCUGAGGAAAAGAGUUCCCUGUGUCCAAGCUUCCAGAAGGAAUUGAGCUUCACCAAGUCCAGCCAGGCUGUCUGCGCCAUGAAGGAGUUGCUGGUGACUGCAUGCAAGAACCAGUGGGACCAAUUGCUGGGGAAGGGGUAUGAAGAGUCUUGUUUCCAUGGGAUGCAAGAAGCAGUUGCUGAGCUCCAACCUUCGGACAAAUCAAACAAUCCAGCCUGCUUGGAGACAAGAGACUAUUUCCUGAAAUUUGCCUUCAUCAUCGAUUUGGACAGCGACACCGCGGACAAGUUCCUCCAGCUGUUUGGAACCAAAGGGGUCAAACGUGUAUUGAACCCCAUCGGCUACCCUGAGAGCCCAACCAGGUUCAUCAACUGUGAGCAGGUGCUGGGCGAGAACCUGAUGAACCGAGGCAACUACUACUGGGAGGUGGAAAUCAUUGAUGGCUGGGUGAGCAUCGGUGUCAUCGCCGAGGGCUUCAACCCACGGGAGUCCUACGACAGAGGCCGCCUGGGGAGGAACGAGAAAUCCUGCUGCCUGCAGUGGAAUGGACAGAACUACACGGCCUGGUUUGGUGGCUUUGAAUCUGUUAUCCAGCAGCCCUUCUUUCACACGAUCGGGGUAUACCUGGAGUAUUCGGAAAAGGCACUGACCUUCUACGGGGUCAGGGACUCCAAGAUGACGUGUCUCCAACAGCUCAAGGUUGCCCGCUUCAAAAAAGGCCACUUUGACCCCUUCCAAAAUAAGAUCAACCACCAGUUCCCAUCGCUGUUUGCAUAUAACCUCAAACCAGCCUUUUUCCUUGAAAGCGUAGAUGCCCAUAUGCAGAUUGGGCCAUUGAAGAAGGAUUGUGUUUCAGUGUUAAAGCGGAGGUAACUUGCAGAGAAGACCCAGGAGUCUCUCUUGUAAUUGUUUACUACCACCAUGGCUUAUAUAGUCUUCUCUCUGGAAUAGCCCUGCCAACCCACUCUAGCCCUGUGCUGUUUGUAACCCGGGGUUAACAAACAGAAGUCGCCUCUUAGUGGACUGGGACUCAGGAGACCUGGGUUCUGUUUCUGGCUCUGCCAUUGGGUGACUGUGGGUAAGUCAUGUCACCGUUCUGUGCCUCAGUUUUCCCAUCUGUAAAAUGGGAGUAAUUAUAUUAACCUGCUUUGUAAAGUGCUUUGAGAUCUACUGAGGAAAAGCAAUAGAUAAAAGCUAGCUAUUAUUAUUAUCUUUAAAAAAUGGGCAUUUUAUGAUGGCCUAGCCUUGCCAGCCUUGCCAGCCUAACCAAGGGGAUAUAAUCUUAGUGACCACUCUGACCGUGUGAUCCCACAGUUACUCUGCUCUGUGCCUUACUCCACACUGUAAAUGCGGGAUGGUUGUUUAAUAUGUGUUAGCCCCCCUACACCUUCAAAAUCUGCUUUCUGGGCGAACGCCUCCUAGACAAUGCUUUAAAAACAGCAGGUAUAGCAUGGGCUGUACAAAUACAAUGCUCUACACAGCAACAGUGCAUGCUUCCCCAGCACUGCACCACCAGCGUGCCUCAACCUUAUUCUGGAGGGACCAUAUCUAAGAGUGAGAGUGCCCUCUUCGGACCCCCCAAGCCAUACAUGUGCUGCUCAUAAAGACACACCUCAUGUCCCAAAGCAGGGAGGUGAUAGACCAGCACCGAUGAGAUCACACCUAGAAUGCUCAACUGAGUCCAAUACACCUCCACACCAGAAAGUGGGAGACCAGAAUUCAGGGAAAACCAGCAAGAACGACUAAGGGUGUGGGAGGGAUGGGCAGGUUGAGGAAAGAUUAAAAGAAGUCCUGGAUUGGCUACAGGAUGACGAUGGGACAUGACUCCGAUGCACAAGGAUGUAACCUCAUUUUAGUAAGAAUAGUUACGGGUGGUAAGGAGGGCUGUAACUAGGAGGAAAGGGAUGAAAUUAAGGAUAAUGAAAGCUGAAUAUCAGGGAUACUUCUUAAGAGCGAGAUCUAUUCUUUUGUGGAAUAGUCUCCCAAGGGAAAUGGUGGAAGGCCCCAUCAGCUGAAUUAUUUAAAAGCGGUUUCGAUAAAAGACUGUGUAGAACAAUCUCGCAUUAGUCAGGAGAUGGAGGAGGUGAAUGAAUGCUGUAGAACUGCCUGUCUAGCUUCUGAGACAGGUUCAUUCAAUUCUUGGCUUCUUCGGUGUGACUGCCAACUCACCUAGCCCCCAUUGUGAUGUCAUCCGUCCACUAAAACUGGUCUGGGACCACCAAGGUCAUUUUCACAUAGUCCACCAAAUAACCAUCCAGAUGGUAGCAGCUUUCAAUAUGGGAUGGAUUUGAACUGGUGUCUCAGAGAUGAAAUAUCCCAAAUCCCAUUGCCAAUCCCCUGAACAAAGUGAUGUUACAUGUAAAGGGAAACAAAUGACGUCUGUGAUGUUCAUGCAAACCAUCUAUAUAUGCAUCAUGAACAUCAUCUUCUGCAGAUACUUUGAAUGUUAGUCUGUUGCAUUUGGGAAAGAAAAAUAUUCCUGUUGGCGUUAUGAGGCCAGUCCUGAAUGCCUUACUUAGGCUAAAGUCCAAUUGACUUACACUGGAGCAGCUCUGGGCCCUCAAUCUGCUUCCCAGUACUAUAAAAUAUCCCAGCCAGUGGGAUGAAAUAGCUGCUAGUGAGAGACUCCAGCACCAUUCACUGGCUGGAGAUCCUGAAAUAGCAAUAGUGGUAUUUAUGAAAAUUCACUUUUAAUAGAUAGUUUCUCAUCCAGGAACUAUUAUUUAGUUAAUUAAGGCAUCACUGCAGGUUUCCUUUUCUGUUAUAAUCACAUCCCUACUUUCUUGUGAACUUUAGUAGCAUUAAAAUCCCAAAUUCCUAAAAGACUCCAGUUAGUGCAGUUCCUUUUUAGUUAUUAAUGUACCCCAGUGUAGUUUAUAAAGGGUUUUAAAUGAUUAAUAGAUAUGAUAAGUUGUUACAGAUAUAAAUAGUGUGUGUUAUAGAAGAUGGUUAUAAGCACAUUAGUAGAAGCUAUUCUAGGUGGUUGUAAGUCCUGGUUAAAACAACCUACUGACCUGUUGGAUUCUGACAAUCUGUAACCUUUCAUGAACUAUAUAUUAAAACAUCUGUUAAUUAUGUAUUUACCAUUUAUAAAUGUAUACUUAAUAUAAAGGAUGGUGAAGAAUCCUUUCUGAAAAAGGUGGAAAGGAAAAGAGAACUUUCAAGAGCACAUUUCUCAAGCCACCUUCUCAUAUAUCUCCAGGGUAUAUUCAAUAGCCGGAAAGAAUUACUGUCACAUCUAUGCACUGCAGUAACUUCAUCUCCCAUGUCUUAGUGUUAUAUGCAUUGCUAUGAGUUAAUUUUCUCUGAUAUUAGUUUAUCACCUACCUCCUAGAGCUUGCGUUAUA
Messenger RNA from Dermochelys coriacea (leatherback sea turtle), 4500 nucleotides. RefSeq names its product tripartite motif containing 47 (gene TRIM47). The record is from RefSeq and is a predicted model, not a curated record. Gene Ontology annotation, molecular function: zinc ion binding; protein binding. The transcript has 6 exons. Bases 140 to 2026 code for a protein of 628 amino acids. NCBI's taxonomy places the organism in Eukaryota, Metazoa, Chordata, Testudines, Dermochelyidae.